This is a messenger RNA of Osmia bicornis bicornis, 1725 nucleotides long. Its product is annotated as EPM2A-interacting protein 1-like. The transcript is spliced from 2 exons. Bases 1204 to 1725 code for a protein of 173 amino acids. The record is from RefSeq and is a predicted model, not a curated record. NCBI's taxonomy places the organism in Eukaryota, Metazoa, Arthropoda, Insecta, Hymenoptera, Megachilidae.
UUGAUACCAAAGGGUCUAGCCCAGGCAUGGGCACGAAACCGGCUCAAAGAGCGCGUCUGACAGCGACACUGUUUUGGGAGCGCGUUUACUCUACUGAUUCGCUCUUUCGAGGUGGUGGGGCAGCAUUGUAGGAGAAAUCGAGCUGCGGCGGUCGAGGUGACGGAGAUAUGAAUGUGUGGUACGAAUACGCGGCAUGAUUACACGACAGAAUAUUCGAAACGUAAAGCAAUGGGCAUUUAAAUAAUGUAAUGUUUAAUUAUAUCAAGUUUAAUUAUAAUUAUUUUUAUAUUUAAAUGUAGAAUAAUAUUUCACGAACUGUUACUUUCUUUAAGAGACGGAGAAAGGCUAGUUAUAAUGUCCCGGUUUAUAACGCUUACAAUUGCUUUCACGACCAUCGGAUUUGUACUAGGAAAAUGUGUCGAUGAAUAUUUUCCGGUUGAAGACGGCUGUAAAACAGCGUUCGCGGCGCAGGAGUCAUAAACCGUGCUAACCGUUAUAAACCAAUGUAGCGCCUACCAAAUUUACAACAGGACACUUCGGAAGGCAUACCGUUGGAAAUAUAAAUCAAUGUAUAAAAGUACCUCAUGUUCGCAUCCUCGUUCUUGUCCUUCACCUUUGCAGUUUUUUCGGAAGAAACGUGUAACAACCCCGUCACCAUGUCUAUUAACUCUACCGUGCUAACCGUUAUAAACCAAUGUAGCGCCUACCAAAUUUACAAAAGGACACUUCGGAAGGCAUACCGUUGGAAAUAUAAAUCAAUGUAUAAAAGUACCUCAUCCUCGUUCUUGUCCUUCACCUUUGCAGUUUUUUCGGAAGAAACGUGUAACAACCCCACCACCGUGUCUUUUAACUCCACCUUCAUUUCCCCAAAUUCUUGCAUUUGUAUCCUCCUCCACAAAAAUUUUCUCCAAUCACAAAUUCAUCCCCGGAAAACAGCAUUCUACGAACGAGUCUAACGAACCUCGGAAAACGCACCGAUUGCACAUUUUCCAAACAGCGAUCAGUGAGUUCAGUUAGCAAGCGAAGUAAAGUGCAGUGAGAUAAAGUGUUUUGGCGUUUUUGAUUUGUGUUACUAAGGAGUAAUUCCACCGUAAGUACAUAUUUACUGAUAUCUCUAGUAAGGUUCCUCAGUUCGUAAUGUUCCACAUUUUGCAUAGCAACUUAUUGAUUUGAUUAUGUUACUAUGUAGUGAUUAUAAAAGGUAUGGCCGGCCCGUCCGUACUGAAGCGGUCCACUUCUGGGGGGCAGUUCAACCCUCAGUGGGAACAGGAGUUCUUGUUUAUGGAACAUAAUAAUACGGCACUUUGUCUAAUCUGCCACAAACAGCUGAAUUCAAAUAAAAGAUUUAAUAUUCAGCGCCACUUCAACAACAAUCAUGAGGAGGAGAUUCGUCCUCUGAGUGCGGAAGAGAGGGCGGCAGAAGUGUCCUCCACAUUGGAGGAGCAGGCUGAAAAAAAUGCCUGCAAUAACCAAGUUGCUGUGCGCGCUAGUUUUAUGAUUGCACUGGAAAUAGCAAAAUCGACGUGCAGCUUCCAGGAUGGGGAAAUGAUACGGCGCUGCGUUUUGGCGGUGGUUGAGCAGGUUUGCCCCGAGAAAACGGAGUUAUGUAAAAGCAUUUCACUGUCGCGGCGAACAUUAACGCGACGAGUGGAAAUGAUGGCAGAGGACAGCUGCAAACAGCUGAGGCAUCGUUGCAGAAACUUCAACGAGCUCCCACAUACUUAA